AUGGAUGAGGACGACACAAAUGUGGAACCAAUGUUUGAUGAUCACGGCUUUGAUGAAGGGUAUGACAUUGAUUCACUCAAAGACAUUGGGAUGAUUGAAUUUCACAACAUCAGGGACAAAGAUGUAUGUCACUUUCACUUUUCUGAUGUCGACAUUGCAUUUGAGUUCUAUAAUAGUUAUGCAAGGACAAGAGGCUUUAGUGCUCGGAAGAACAGGAUUAGGAAGAGUCGUGCGGGCAUACUUAAUUUGAAAAACUUUAUAUGUCAUCGUGAAGGAUUUAUACCACAAAAUAAUUAUGACAUUGGAAACUGUAAGAAGAAAUCCAUAUCAAAGACAAGGUAUGGCUGUAGUGCAAUGAUGGAGAUUCAUUUAGAUGCACCUGGUGGUCAUUAG
Messenger RNA from Arachis stenosperma, 393 nucleotides. Its product is annotated as protein FAR1-RELATED SEQUENCE 11-like. The record is from RefSeq and is a predicted model, not a curated record. The transcript has a single exon. Lineage: Eukaryota; Viridiplantae; Streptophyta; Magnoliopsida; Fabales; Fabaceae. The coding region runs from base 1 to 393 and encodes 130 amino acids.